Messenger RNA from Cylindrotheca closterium, 3165 nucleotides. The record is from the annotation of a GenBank genome assembly. Lineage: Eukaryota; Bacillariophyta; Bacillariophyceae; Bacillariales; Bacillariaceae.
AUGAGCCUUGCCGAGGAUGAGAUUGCAGCUCUGAAAGCCGCAGUCAAGUCUGAAGUCAAGGCUGAAGUCCAAGACGAAAUCAAUGUCUUGAGGGCUGAGCUAGCCGAGUAUAAGACCUUAGUUGAUUCCUUCAAGAAGGAGUUAUCUGUAAUUCGUGGCAAACCUACAAACGAGAAUAAUCCAACUCCGAAACAAGCCUCGACGGAAGCUCCAGCACAUGCUCAUUCUGCAGAAUCAUUGGAACCCAUCAGCUACAAAGAGGCCUUUGAAAAGUCCGGUGGACAAAAAACGGUCGAAAAGUACACAGCUUUGAGUCGGCGACUGCAAGAUGAAGUCAACAAUUUGCAAGUUGCAGAAGAAAUGAAAGAAUUAAUGGCUGGUGAAUUCUACAGACGAAAAGGGUUCUCGACUGGGCUUCUCAACCAAGGAUACGUCAAUCGGCUGGACGUUUUGUACAAGGAGGCUAAAAUUGUGUAUAAGGAUUUUGAUGCCGCAGUACAGCGAAUAGCAGAUGCCACAGGCGGAACUGCGGUGGUACCUCCUAUCAAAGGAGAGAAAAGGGCUCGAAUGAAGGCAAUGUUCAAAUACCGAGACCCGCACGGUGAUGGCAUUGCAUGGUACCGCCUUACCGAUCUGGUUCGGGCCACUAUUAUGUACCCGACGAUUGAGAGCAUGUAUGAUUCCCUCGAAGAUGUCUUGAAGUUGUUUGGUGCAAAUGGAAAUGUUGUGAAAGAGUUCAACGACCGUUACAACCCUGGACUCCCUGGUGGCUACCGAGAUAUUCAACUUGUUGUCCAAUUCAAGGAACACAUGUGCGAGGUGCAAUUGAAUACAGAGAUUAUGAUUCAGGCGAAGCAGACCAUGGGACAUCGCAGCUUUGAGGUGAUUCGGGAGUUAAAGGCAGCCAUUGGUGCAGGUGACGUUGAGAGAGUCUCCAAUGCUUUGGAGUUCGGCAAGGAGAGUCUGGGGACAAGCAAGAAUGCUGACGCAAAUGAUGAAGAAGGGGCGAUGGACAGCUUAAAAUGGCUGCUACGAGAAAAAGGUGCAAGGAACUUGAUCCAUGACGCCGCAAAGGGGGGACAUGCAGAAAUUCUCCAUGCUCUGCUGUCCUAUGGCGCAGACGUGAACAGCGUCGACGAAAAUGGAAACACUCCACUUCACCAUGCUGUCCAACGUGGAAGUGAACGAUGUGUGUGGGCCAUUCUAGAUGUUGCUGACCCAGAUCUUGAUAUAGUCAAUAAUGAGGGUGAAACGGCAUUGGUGAAAGGCUAUGUAAUGUUGUGGACUCGACCUCCUGAGGACGCCAUGCGAGCAGUGACGACCCUUGCCCAAUACUCUGGCCUUGAGCGCAUGCGAGAAGCUCGAACAAGAGUGGAAGAAAUCGUGAGUGCGAAGUUUCAGAAUAGCAGCCAGUUAGUCCAACAUGCUGGAGACGGUGAUAUCAAGAGAUUGAAUGAGUUAUUGAGAGAUUUCAAAAGCCCCAACUCGGUGUUGAAUGGAAAGCUAGCCAUUGAAGCAGCUAUUGAAGGGGGGCAAGUGGAAGCAAUUGAAGUCUUAUCCAGUUUUGGAGCUGCUCUGGUACCGCAUGAGGGGCAAAUGCCUUUGAUUGAACAGGCUAUCGCUGUCGGCAAUGCGAAGACAAUCCAAACACUACUGGAUGCUGGCACUCCCAUUGAUUCUCAAUCGUUUCAAACAGCAAUUGACAAAGGAGAUCUGGAGGCACUCAACGUGUUGAUAGAGUCACGGCCGGAUGGAGAACUUGAGAGUUUUGGAGUGUGGAUCGAUUGUUCAGCGGAGAAUUUGCACCAUAUCGUACAGAAAGCAAAGGGUUUACAACGCAACAUUUAUUCCAAGAAGCAUACGAGUGGUACAUAUCUGUACCAAACAGUGAAGAAGUUUGACUCAUCUUCUUCAGGUGAGGUGAUACUCGCACUGAAUAGCAAGAAUCAAGCGCAUAUUGCCUUGGCUGAAGAUGAAGCCAACGGCGGCAAGAUUUACGAGAUCGUUUUUUUGGAUGACGACAACAAUGAACUUCGUAUCCGACACGAGGCAAUUAACAUCCAGACAACAAGGCUCGAGUUUCAAGCAGGCCCGAUGAGAGAAGGAGAGUUCUGUUCUAUCCGGAUAUCGUUCGACCCAACCACAAUCAAGGUUGAACGAUACAACGUAAAUGGAACAUGGAAGUUAUUGGCAGAAUACAAUCGCGAGGAACAUCGUCACUUUCAAGCGAUCCACUUUUGUAGGAUUGCGUCCUGGGAAAACGAAAUUGAUUGGAGAAGCCCGCUUUCCGACAUCCAUACAGCGAUUCUCUGUCAGGAUCUGAUCUCACUGCAGACUUUGUUGUUGGACUCAACAAAUACCUCUCUGGAAGCUGACCAUUCCGGCGUGCCACUCAUGCUUACUGCCAUCGAUGUUGGAGACCUAGAGAUUUUAAAAGCGUUGAAACAAGCUGGUGCACCCCUUGAUUCGCGCGCCUUUCAGAAGGUCGUGGACAACAAGAACGUUGAGGCUCUUGAGAUCUUGGUGGAAUCAUCAUCAUCAUCAUCAUCAUCACCAGACGGGGGUAGUAGUAGCAGUCCACUACAUCAUAUUGAAGUGUGGACGGACUCCUCUGAUGAUGACUAUUGGGAUGCCUUCUUUGACGAUAGGUUUGGAUCUCUGACUCGGCACAGUUUCCGUACAUUCCAUACAAACGGAAAAUAUCUUUACCAAACUGUGAAGAAGUUUGACUCAUCGUCGUCUUCAUCAGUGGGCGAGGUGAUAAUGGCCAUCAAUGCCAACACCAAUCCGCAUAUUGCAUUGGCGGAAGAUGAAGCGAACGAUGGAAGGAUUUACGAGAUCGUUUUUGCCGCGGACGACAACAAUGAAUUUCGUCUCCGCCAUGAGGCAGUCCAGUGGAACACGACGGAAUUGAAUUUUCCUGCAGGUCCAACAACAACCAUGACCGAGGCCGCGGGAGACGACGACGAUUUCUACUAUUAUUAUUCCAUCCGUAUUUCAUUCGACCCAUCCACAGUCAAGGUCGAAGGAUACAAUAAUAUCAGCAGUGGUGGUGGAAGUUGGGAGUUACUGACAGAAUACAAUCGAGAGGAGCAUUCCCAUGCGAUCAACUACUGUAGGAUUGCGUCAUGGGAGCAUGAAAUUGAUUGGAGAGUCAAGGUCUAA